Molecule: messenger RNA, 360 nt
Organism: Mucor velutinosus
Lineage: Eukaryota; Fungi; Mucoromycota; Mucoromycetes; Mucorales; Mucoraceae
Exons: 1
Coding region: 1-360 (119 amino acids)
Source: RefSeq, a predicted model, not a curated record
AUGGGAAAAUUGAUCAGACCAUUGCCCCGCAUCAGUAUUGAAGACAGUGAAAUCAACGUGUUUCUUGAAGCAAUUACACUAGGCCGCGAAACCGAUGAAUAUCUGGAGUUGCUUCCAUUGGUAUUUACUUGUGCAAUGAAGUCGCUUCAGAGCUAUAGGAUGUCUGCUAUUGUCCAAGGUAGUAUGAUUCAAAUUUUCAGAGUCAACAUUUCCGGUUUCAAUAACCUUAUGAUUAUCAGUAGAUACGAAGCAGCAGCCAUUAUUUUCCAAAGAUGCUUAUCUCGAGUUAGCAAGCUUAAAUGGGAGGUAUCAUCACUAUUAUGCUACGAAGAUGGUGUUUGUCUUGAGCAGAUUGUCUAG